AUGGGCGUCCACGCCGACCAUGACGCAAGAAAAAUUUACUGUGGUUUGCAAAGGAGAGGGACGACUGAUGAGAGGCAGAGGGCAAAAACGCCACAUAUUUGUGUACGUGGAAGCAGGCAUACAGUACAACCAACUCCAUGCCCAUUCGCCAACCUCACCAACGAUCCUGUUUCCAGGACCAUCUUGGCACAGAAGAAAGAGAUUGCUUGGCCCCCAGAGAGGAGAAUCAAUUCAAAAACUACUACUUUUAAUGGUUGUUUUUUAACAAAACCCAUCCGCAUUAGCCCCGUGAAUGGAAUGAAGCCUAAAAAGUAUGAUUUAACUUUAUACG
Messenger RNA from Dovyalis caffra, 331 nucleotides. NCBI's taxonomy places the organism in Eukaryota, Viridiplantae, Streptophyta, Magnoliopsida, Malpighiales, Salicaceae. The record is from the annotation of a GenBank genome assembly.